This is a messenger RNA of Drosophila eugracilis, 1419 nucleotides long. It is a transcript of the gene Or92a, whose product is annotated as putative odorant receptor 92a. Gene Ontology annotation, cellular component: plasma membrane. Gene Ontology annotation, biological process: sensory perception of smell; detection of chemical stimulus involved in sensory perception of smell. The coding region runs from base 1 to 1227 and encodes 408 amino acids. NCBI's taxonomy places the organism in Eukaryota, Metazoa, Arthropoda, Insecta, Diptera, Drosophilidae. Gene Ontology annotation, molecular function: olfactory receptor activity; odorant binding. The transcript has 3 exons. The record is from RefSeq and is a predicted model, not a curated record.
AUGCUGUUCCGCAAACGCAAAGCAAAGGGUGACGACGAGGUGGUCACCUUCGACGAGCUCACCCGAUUCCCGAUGACCUUUUACAAGACCAUCGGCGAGGAUCUGUACUCGGACAGGGAUCCCAAUGUGGUCAGGCGUUACUUGCUGCGCUUUUAUCUAGUGCUCGGCUUUCUCAACUUCAAUGCCUAUGUGGUAGGCGAAAUCGCUUACUUCAUAGUGCACAUCAUGUCAACGACAACUCUACUGGAGGCCACAGCCGUGGCACCUUGCAUCGGCUUCAGUUUCAUGGCUGACUUUAAGCAGUUCGGGUUGACAGUGAAUAGGAGACGUUUGGUGAGACUACUGGAUGAUCUCAAGGAGAUUUACCCCUUAGACCUGCAGGCACAGCGGAAAUACCACGUACCCUACUACAGGAAACACAUGAACAGGGUGAUGACGCUGUUCACCAUCCUCUGCAUGACCUACACCUCGUCGUUCAGCUUCUAUCCGGCCAUUAAGUCCACCAUUAAGUACUACCUCAUGGGCUCGGAGAUCUUUGAACGUAACUACGGCUUUCACAUACUCUUCCCCUACGAUGCCGAAACGGAUCUGACAGUCUAUUGGUUUUCCUACUGGGGACUGGCUCAUUGUGCCUAUGUGGCCGGAGUUUCCUAUGUCUGCGUGGACCUCCUGCUUAUCACAACCAUCACCCAGCUGACCAUGCAUUUUAAUUUCAUAGCCGACGACCUGGAGGCCUACGAUGGCGGCGAGCACACAGAUGAGGAAAAUAUCAAAUAUCUACACGAGUUGGUUGUCUACCACGCCAGAGCUUUGGACCUCAGCGAGGAGGUGAACAACAUUUUUAGCUUCCUAAUUCUGUGGAACUUCAUUGCUGCCUCUUUGGUCAUAUGCUUCGCUGGUUUCCAGAUUACGGCCUCCAAUGUGGAGGACAUUGUGCUGUACUUUAUCUUUUUCUCAGCCUCUCUGGUUCAAGUCUUUGUGGUCUGUUACUACGGCGAUGAGAUGAUCUCCUCAAGCUCACGGAUUGGCCAUUCUGCCUUCAACCAGAACUGGUUGCCCUGCAGCACAAAAUAUAAGCGCAUCCUGAAGUUUAUUAUAGCCCGCAGUCAGAAGCCCGCCUCCAUAAGACCGCCCACCUUUCCGCCGAUAUCUUUUAACACCUUCAUGAAGGUGAUCAGCAUGUCGUAUCAGUUUUUUGCCCUCCUCCGCACAACUUACUAUGGUUAAACCAGUGAAUCAGUCGAAAAACUACUUAAGAACAUAAACAACAUUGGAUAAUGCCUCGACUAUAAGACACCUGUUAGCAAACAUAACCUAACCUGUCUUUAUAAAUUGACAUACAUAUGUAGGCCCUGUCUAAUAACAAUCUUAACAAAAUCACCAACUUUCUCGAUUAAAUAUAUUGGCUUAUAGCCUUAA